Molecule: messenger RNA, 10239 nt
Organism: Apus apus (common swift)
Lineage: Eukaryota; Metazoa; Chordata; Aves; Apodiformes; Apodidae
Gene: DGKQ
Product: diacylglycerol kinase theta
Exons: 23
Coding region: 1-2763 (920 amino acids)
Biological process (GO): lipid phosphorylation; intracellular signal transduction; diacylglycerol metabolic process
Molecular function (GO): ATP-dependent diacylglycerol kinase activity
Source: RefSeq, a predicted model, not a curated record
AUGGCGGAGGGGACGCGGUCGCUGCGCGGCGGCAGCCCGGCCUCCAGCCCGCUGCUGGGCGGGCGGGGCCGCGCCGCGGCGGCGGGGGGCAGCUUCCCGCCGGGGGGCAGCUUCCCGCCGGGCCACGGCUUCCGCAGGGUGACCCUGACCAAGCCCACCUUCUGCCACUACUGCACCGACUUCAUCUGGGGGCUGGCCGGCUACCAGUGCGAGGUUUGUAACUUCAUGUCUCAUGAGAAGUGCCUCAAGAAUGUCAAGAUACCAUGCUCGUGUAUUGCUCCCAGCCUUGUAAGGGUUCCAGUUGCACACUGUUUUGGGCCUUCAGGACAUUACAAAAGGAAGUUUUGCACUGUGUGCAGAAAGUCACUAGAGUCACCUGCCUUUCGAUGUGAAGUUUGUGAGCUGCACGUGCACGCAGACUGCCUCCUGUUCGCGUGCAGCGACUGCCGGCAGUGUCACCAGGACGGGCACCAGGACCAGGAUACUUACCACCACCACUGGAGAGAGGGAAACCUCUCUUCAAGUGCUCGUUGUGAAAUUUGCAAAAAAACCUGUGGCUCUUCGGAGGUGCUCUCUGGCAUGAGAUGUGAAUGGUGUGGCAUUCUGGCUCAUGCUGCUUGCUACAUAAUUGUCACACCAGAAUGUACUUUUGGAAGAUUAAGGAAUAUGAUCCUUCCUCCAAGCUGUGUGCAGUUAUUUUCUCGGAACUUCAGCAAACUGCACUGUUUCCGAAUAUCCGAAAAUUUGCAAACAGAAACAGAUGAAGAUGAUGAUGUUGAUGGGUCAACACAAGGAUUAGCAAAAGAUGUCCAAAUUUCAACAGAUUCAAGUAAACAAACAUUAAAGAUAUUUGAUGGGAAUGAUGCAGUGAAACGCAAUCAAUUUCGACUGAUUUCAGUUCCAAGGAUUGCAAAAAAUGAAGAAGUUGUGGAGGCUGCUUUGAGGGCAUACUACAUAAAUGAUGACCAGCAGGAAUAUGAGCUUCAGACCUUUACACAGCAGGCACUGCUGUCUGACGAUGUUAUCAACAGGAACGACGCCGCAGAGAACAGCAACUUGGGCUCAGUAUUCCGAGAAUCUGUCCCUGAGGCUUGGAUCAUCAGGGCCAAACCAAAGGACGAGGAGGUGAUCAGAAUUUAUCCUGCAUGGCUGAAGGUGGGAAUGGCAUAUGUUUCUCUACGAGUAAAUAAGGAUAGCACUACGCAGACUGUGAUUAAGGAAGUGCUUCCAUUACUUGGAAGGCAGAUGGAGAACGUCCAGAGUUUCAGAUUGGUGGAAGUGCUUAUGGGCAGUAAGCAAGUUCAACGCAUGGUCUUGGACAAUCAGGAACUGAUUCUUAACAGACUCAAGGACAUAAGAAAGACUUCAAUACGUCAGAUGAAUCAAACAAGAUUUUACAUUGUGGAAAACAGUAAAUCCAUUGUACGAGUAAAUUUAUUUGUUGGUGGCCUUCCACCUCAGCUUUCCCCUGAAGAAUACACAAAUAUUCUCAAAGAUGAAUUAGCUAUCAAACCAAAUGUAGUAUCUGUGAGUCAUGUUUAUCAAGCACAAGGUGCUGUUGUACUCGAAAUUUCAUGCUUUUCUGAAGCUGAAAGAAUAUAUAUGCUUGUUAAAGAUACAACUGUCAAUGACAAGCCUCUGAAUGCUGUGGUGCUUCCUGAAGUUAUGGCCUCCAAAAUAACACAGAACUGCUGCCCACUUCUUGUAUUUGUGAAUCCAAAAAGUGGUGGUUUAAAAGGUCGGGAUCUGCUGUACAGUUUUAGAAAGCUGCUAAACCCACAUCAGGUCUUUGAACUUACCAAUGGUGGCCCACUGCCUGGGUUUCACACGUUCUCCAAAGUGCCCUCUUUCCGGGUGCUGGUGUGUGGAGGGGACGGCACGGUCGGCUGGGUCCUUGGCGCGCUGGAGGAGAUCAGGCACAAGCUGGUGUGCUCCGAGCCCUCGGUUGCCAUCUUACCUCUAGGAACAGGAAAUGACUUGGGGAGGGUCUUGCGCUGGGGAGCUGGCUACAGCGGGGAGGACCCCUACUCGAUUUUGGUUUCCGUGGAUGAAGCAGAUGAUGUUCUCAUGGAUCGCUGGACUAUCCUCUUGGAUGCAGAAGAGCCAGCUGAAGGUGCAGAGAAUGGAGUUGCAGAACCUGAGCCUCCAAAGAUUGUACAGAUGAACAAUUACUGUGGUCUUGGCAUUGACGCAGAAUUGAGCUUGGACUUUCAUCAUGCUAGAGAAGAAGAACCAGGGAAAUUUAAUAGCAGGUUUCAUAACAAAGGAGUUUAUGUGAAAGUUGGGCUGCAGAAGAUAAGUCAUACCAGAAAUCUUCAUAAAGACAUAAAGCUUCAAGUGGACCAGCAAGAGGUGGAGCUACCAAGUAUAGAAGGACUCAUUUUUAUCAAUAUACCCAGCUGGGGGUCCGGAGCCGAUCUCUGGGGCUCUGAGAGCGACAACCGCUUCGAGAAACCGCGCAUCGAUGAUGGCCUGCUGGAAGUUGUUGGUGUGACCGGCGUCGUGCACAUGGGUCAAGUCCAAGGUGGUUUUCGAUCAGGAAUCCGCAUAGCUCAAGGCUCAUAUUUUCGUGUAACACUCCUAAAGCCAAUUCCAGUUCAAGUUGAUGGAGAGCCCUGGAUUCAGCCCCCUGGCCAGAUUAUUAUUUCUGCUGCAGGACCAAAGGUCCAUAUGUUGAAAAAGUCCAAGCAGAAACAGAAAAAAACUGGAAGCCUGAGAGAGAUGAGAGUGGAUAGCAUGUCGGUUGCUGAAGGAGGACGCUAAGUGGAGACCUGUGCUCAGAAGUGACAUGGCACAGCUGCUGUAGAUACCGAGAUGGUUCAGUAAAACCAAGUGCAGACAGCUGGUGAAGAGGGUGUCUUAUGAGCGUGCCUUUCAUUACAUUCUGAUAGUACUGGGUUCUGCUUUGUCUUUCAAAGAUAGUGCUCAUUGUUACAAAUAACUUACGUACCACUUGUCUCAUCUGAAAUGUUUACUUUGGGUUGCUUUUCCAUAAGCCAUUUCCCAGUUUUUCAUGUAUGUAGGAACUGAGGCCAAACAGAGAUUCCAAGAUGCUGAGAUUUCUACAUCUACCUUCACAAGGAUUCUUCUCUUCCUCUCAGCUUUUUCUUCAAAAAAUCAUUCCGUAUAUAAAGCUUGGUGCAUUUUUCCAUAAAUGAAAAUGUGUUCCUUUAAAUGAAUGCUCACACUAGCCUCCCAACCUAAAAAAGGCAAAGACAAGUGGCUGAGAACUCCUUGGAUCAGUCCAAAUAUCACAGCUCUAGCAGUACUACCGUAAAGAGAAAAACAGAAAACACAGCAAGAUGAUUUCUAUAAAAGGAGCCCUAUGCACUGGGAAGAGAGAAAGUACUACAACAGUUGAGUCAGAAUAUUUCAGAGAGUUUAUUCAACAGUAUUUGGACAGCAGGAAUGAAGGGGAAAUGGCUUGUAGAGCGAGCUUUCAGCUGCAGCUUAGUUUCUUCUGUAUUAUUCAGCCAAAUCUGUUUUAAAAGGCAUUUGAAAUUCAGUAGCUACCACUCUAAUGUAAAAAAGGAACAAGAAUAUCUGAGCCAGUAUUACAGUAUACUGAUGUUUUCUAUCAUUGAAGCCCUUAUCUUUCACACCAGACUUCUGGUCUUUACUUAUGCCAUUUCAUUUUCAUUAACUUGUCACAGUUGGAUUGUUAUUUAACAGGAAGCUCAAAGACUAAAGGAAUCAUCACUAAUUAAGGUAAAAGUACUAUUUAGUGUUCACUUAAUUAAAAUAGCACGGUCAUAUCUCAGAGCUGAACUGAAGUACAGUGUAGCUUUGCUGAGGAGCAUGCAGUGUGCAUGUAACAUGCUGUAGGCUUCAGAUAACUGGGAAUGCAGUAGCCAUCAUGAAAUCUUGCUUACCUGGUCAGCCUUCUCAAGUCCUUGGUGCAUGUUGUUACCAGGUGUGGGCCCAGGGAUACAGUGGCUGUCUCUUUUCACUUUGAUGAGUGUGUGCUCUACAGAGGCUGUUCCUCCUCCAUCAGCUCCUCUGAGACCGAGAUCACCUCUCUGUGCUUACCUAUCUGCUGAAAGUGUGGGGAUCCAGUACUUCUUACACAUCUUCCUGCUAGAGACUGGUGCUAGAGCAAACAUGCUGGUCCUGUCAUAAACUACAUGUAUCUGCUGUCUGUGGUCAUUGCUGUGUUGGUCUUCACUCACACGUCUGCUGGUUUCACCUCACUGUGGUUCUCCAGUGACUGAGCCUUUCAUUCCAGAUUGACAUCAUACACAAGGGGCCCUCUGAACCAGCUGUAGAGCAGGUGGCCUGGAUGGUUUUGUCAUUUCCAUGCAUCUGCUGCCUGAUGCUGCUUAAACUGUGUUGAACGGAGCCCACUUAACUAGCCAGUAGGCUUACUUGUCCCCUGUUGCACAGUAAUAACAAACACAGCAUGGAUGGCAGGUAUUCAUCACUCAAGUGGCAGCUUUGGGAGCAUUCCUCUUGCUGGUCUGUCUAGAAAAACAUCUCCAGCUGCUUUAGGGGACUGUAAUUUUGAAAUAUGCAAAAGCUGGUUUUUUUGUAAUUAUGUGCUGAGGCAGUUCUUGUUGAUCAGUCUGUACUCUAAGCACUGUGCUAGCUUCAUCAACAUCUGAUCAUUACCUGUUCUUCCUACUUUCCAGUCACAUACAGACAAGGGUGUCAAUGUGGGUGCUGCAAGACAAAGUCAUCUGUGGCAACAGAGGGAUGUAACUAAAGCUAUAGAGACAAAACAGUCAUGCAGAAAUGUCAGCUGCCUGCAGCUUCUCCUUCCUGUCUGGUGAUUCUUUUUCUUCUUAGUGUUCUGGUAGAGCUGCAUUUGAAGGACUGAUUCCUGUUUUCAGUGAAGCCUCUUACUAAUAUUUUAAAUUGUCAGUUUAUUUUUAGGGAUGUUCUUCAGGUACCACCAUAUGGACUACAACUUACCUUUCUAUUCAGUAUGCAAACUAGACUCAUGCUAUGAAGUAGGUAGUGGGGAUAGUACAGAGCUGAAAUCCUCACAGGGUUGUGUAUGCUUCAGAACCUGGGCAUGAGGAAUCAGCUGGAGCUCUUUUAGCAUCUUUCCAGUUGCUGACACAGAAAUGGAGAGGAAAACUUGACUUCUUGUUACAGAACAUAUGCCUACACUUCAAGGCUGCUGGUACUGACCAAUUUCUGCAGCCCAAGCAAAUAAACCUGCCUUACAGUUUUUCCAGACAUGUAUCAUCCUGCAGCACACAACUGACAGUGUUUUGUGUUCUUGGCUCAGAAGAGGCCUGGCUGUCUCUCCCUGUUGCUCCACAUCUGUUAUCUGAAAUAACACACAGCUCUCGGGCCACGGUAUUUUAAUCAGAGGGCCCCUUACUGUGGCAUAUUCUUCCCCGGGGAUUUUCCAUCCCAGGAAUACUGUACAAGCCUGUCUUGGGCUAGCGCUGUGGUAGUGAGGUGACACAGAAGUAUGCAUGUGUUCUCCUUGCAACUGUCAGAGGGGAUCCUGGUGGAGGACAGGAAGGCUUUGAGUUUCCUUUUUUUCCCUUUUCUAUUUUUCAAAAAACUGUUUCCCACAUACUGUUUGAGCAGCUGGAAUGAAAAUGUAUCUUAAGAAAAACACAUUUGGCAUUUAAGGUCUCUGUGCGUCAUAAAAUUAUUCUUACUGUGUUUUAAAGACAAAACAGAUUCCUGGGCAGUUGUAACAGGAAAGCUUCUGUAAAGUUUUCAAAAGGAGAAACUUACUAUUUAACCCCUCUAUUCAGAUGUUCCACUUUCAGCUCCUAUAAAGGCCAAAGGCCAGUAUAUUGAUUUUUUUAUUUAUAUUUAUUUUACAUUUUCAUCACAUGUAUUAUCUGAGAAGGCCUAGUAUUUUCUUCCAUAGUAUGUAAGACUUCCCUGAAGAAAGGAGAUAAGUCUUUGAAGUUAAUAUGAUCCGUUUUGACUUAGCCUUUACAUUGAACAAAAAAAUGCAGUAUGAUUUACAUGAUGGUGGGUAGAUAAAUGAUUCUUGACAGAGUCUUGGAGUAACACUGUGAGAACCUCACACAGCCAAGUGCUUUAAAUAAUGCAAUAACAGAAGUGCUGUGGAAGAGGCUUGGUUCUGUCAAGACAGGUGUUAUCUCAAUGUCAGACACAGGACCAGGAACCAUAAUCUGUAGACAGGAAAGAGAUACAGGCUGAUUGCUGUCCUGAGCACACUCCAUCCUCUCUCCACUGCCCUUUUUGCCUUGCCUAUAAAGCAUAGCAGGCACAGAUAGCACAGCUAGCAUCAGUCCUGCUGAGAUACGCAGUCCUCACGUUUUACUAACAUACUACGAGGCUUUUCCAGCAUGGGGGAGAGAAGGGUCCUGAGAUUCGUGGGGCAUUUCAAAUACCCCACUAUUGCAGAUGAGAGAAGGUGGUCAGCUGGUUAAAAUCUGGUUUGAUGUGUAAACACAUUACCUCUGUCUUGUACUAGGACAACAGAAAUUCAAAAGUUCAUCCUGAGAUACAGGUGCUAGGUCAGGACAUUUGCUGCUUUUUUCCCUCAGCUUUUACACUUCAGCUGUAUGGUUCAAAUUGCUGAUGUUUUCCUUGCAUUAAUUUUCAAAUGAAACAGUUAUGUUGCCAAAAUUACUUGUCUAUGUGUGUGUAUAAACGUGUAUGUGUGUGUACACCUGUGUACACAUGCUUUAAAAACAGGCCUUACUGUAUUUCCUUUCCCAGUGCCUACUUGUAAAGCUUUUACUGUCUUACAGCAUUCUGGUAGCACUCACUUCUCUCACCACUUCUGGACAGGAGGCAGAGUUUGCUUUCUUACUGGCCCUGCUGAGGUUCCCAGCACAUACUUCUAAUCGAUAUGUGCUUUCCAACAAGACAUGAUGGCAAUACAAUGAAAGCACAACUGUGUUUAGAGUACAGUCUCUGCAUGUGUACAGUUUUAACUCCUCUCGCUCUUUAUAGAUUUUAUUCAAGUCCAUGUGUCUAAAAUUCAUGGCAGUGGCUAUUACAGCAUUUUAAAAACUAGAAGAAGCUGUAACAUAGUUCAUUGCAGGACUUAAAUAAGUGACAAAAGUAAAUGAACCAUUAUACCCAAUUGUUCAUUAAUCUUCACUCUUACAAGUAUUGUACAGAUUGCAUUUCUUUAAAGAGCAAAUAAUGUACGGGUUUUGAAUAGCAGCUGUUUGGAAUUGUUAAGCAUUUAUGCAUGCACUUUACUCUGCAGCAGACAUUGGCUUAUAAAUGUGUCAUUACCAAAUGAAACCUCAUUUUGUGGGAGAAGGUUAAGAGGAGCUAUUGUGACACUUUAAAAGUUUAUGUUGGAAGACAAAAUUGACUUAGCUGUGAAGGUAUUUUAUAGUGUGCUGUGUGAGCAGUCAGCAUUGUGUAGCCUCCAGUCCAUACCCCAGCACUGAAACUGGGGGUGUGUUCAAGUUGUGUGCUUGAGAGAGUUGGCAGUCAGAUACAUCCUUUCAGUCUGUGCCUCAUACCUCUUCCUUACAACCUUCAGAGUAACUGCAUUUUCCACUUCAGGUAGGCUGCCUUCCUGCCUUUUGGGCCCAACCUUUAUACUGAAACCAGUGACAAAGGCAUGAGUAUGCAGUGGUGAAUGUGUGUGCAGAGUGGGAGAGUGGAAAUCCUGCUUUAAAAUAUGGCUCUGGCUACUGGGCUUGGGCUGUUCAUUCCUACUUCAGCUUCUUCAGCCAUUACUCAGCUGUGCAGCAAAGACUCAGCAACUACUGAACUACCUUGGAUUCAUGGUGACAGCAUUGCCUCAUGUUCAGGCUUUGAUCUCAUAUGUGCCAGGGCACAAAUCAUGUCAUACACUUUUUGCACUUAACAGAAAAUGCAGGUUAGAUAGGUUUGGGGUGUGGCAAAAUUGCAAUGUUUGUACUUUGUUGAAAACAUGGGGAUGAUUCUACAGAUACAAAGAUGCACUUUUCAGGUAAUUACGAAAACAAGUUUGUAGAUUGCAACUGUUUUUCGAGUUUCUCUGACUGCAGUGUUCCAUAUCCCCACCCAUCUCCAAUACUGUGUUCUCUGUGAAAUUGUGCUUUGGAAUGAGAGAUGGUAUUUCCCCCCAUCACAGUAUGUGUUUAUAGCUGACUGACUGAAAUUUCAUAUAUAUUUUUAAACAAUUACAAAUUGGCUGCUAUGGCUAAGACUUAGGUUUAUUAGAUUGAUUUUACGUUGUAUAAAAGUAAUGUUAAAGUUUUAUUUAUAAUGUCAACAUUUACUGAUUUUACACUUGGCUUGUAGGAGAGAUCCAGCUCAGAGCCUUAAUUCUUCCUGCUAUUUAAUGUUUUGGUUUGGUUUUUUGUUGUUGUUUUGUUUGGUUUAUUAUUUUUUGUUUUUUGUUUUUUUUUUUAACAGUGUAGCCAUUGUAUGUGUGGAAUGCAGUGAAAUUAAUGCAAAUGACUGAUCUGUAUCUGCAGUUAGACCGGCAGUUUCAAUGUUUACAGGACAGUGACUAUUGAUUGUAAACCCAUACGUGUCAGUUGAAACAGUGCACUCUUUCCAUGUUUUGGAAGCACUAUUUCUGCUUCCCAUGACAAUUAAUGAAAUAGUUGCCUUCUGGUUUAGAUUUCUGGUUAGAGAGAUUUAAAUGGGGAUUAUAACUUUUCUGCCAUGAACUAAUCAGGACAGAAUUUUUACUGAUACAGGCAUUGUAUUGAACAUGUUUUUUGAAAGAUUUACUUUAUUUUUUUGUGAAGAUAAUUUAUGAGAAUGCUUUAUAAGCAGAUCAGUGUUGUUGAAAAUGUUGGUCUGAAGUCUUGAAAUAAAUGUGUAGAUAUUAGAGACGUAUCCCAAAGUAUUUUUUAAUAGGGCACUGUUACUGGUGUAGUUAUCCCUCAGAGGUCUCCUAGCAACACACCCAUUUAACACAUCACUGCACAGCUUAAGUAUGUUAUUUAGGAGAUUAUUUGAUUUCAGAAUAUGUGGCUUCAUUUAUAUUGUGCAUAUCCUGUUUUACACCUCUGGUAGCAACUCCUGAGAUACAUACACAUCAGCUGUAGAAGGCAGAACUUUCCCCCUAUACAAAUCACUGCAGGUUCAAGAGCAGAGAGCCUGCCUGAGUGCUUGACAGCAAGAGUGUUACAAGUCUGGCAGCUCUUUGGCUGGUGCAGUCCUCCAUCACUGUCCACAGGGUGUGCCACACAUUAUUACUUCUUUUGCUUUCUGGAGGAAGGCACAAACCGACGUGGUGUCAACCAGUUAACAGCUUGCCUCGCCGUGGCAUCCUUUUCUUUGUGCUGCUGAUCUUGCCAAACUGGGUAGCAAGAGGUGCUUGAAGAAUAACUGAGUAUUUAUUGUGUAAUUUUAGGUGCUUAUAAAGCCUCUACUGCUAUUUUAAAGCAAAAUUCUGGGGAUCUGCAGAAUAGCAAUAGCUGUUUAACUCCAGCUUUCUGAACAUGCCAAAAGCAAGUUAUCCUUGGGAUAGUUUAAUUAGUAAUGGUAUAGAUAGUAGCAACUGACACCUUGAAGCUUCAAGUUCUAAUUAUCGGGAGUAUCUGCUUCAAUGCAAAGCACUGCAGAGUUUAUAAUUCACUAUGGAUUUCAGUGCCCCUCCUACUUACAAGCCACCCAUGACGUCUUAACUCUUCUCAAACUAUGGCUUAACUAUUGCUUGAAUAACAGUGUUUUUCACCUCUAGUUAUUUAAAUCAUCCACUUCAAACAGUUUUAUGCUACUUUAAUAUCAAGAUACUCUAAGAUGUCUUAUAGCAUUUCUUGCGAAAGUUCUAAUACAUUGGUAAUAAAUCAUCUUGGUCCAACAAGCUAAGCUAAGCUCACCACUGAACAGUCUAGUUAUUGUCUAGUGCUUAUUUUUUGUGCAUCUACCCAGUAAUUAAAAAAAAAAAGGCAAAAAAAGCGCCUAAGUAUACACAUUGAAGUGGUUGAAAACUGUUUCCACAUUGUGUGUCUCAAACCAGUAAUGCAUUAUCACACGUUUACUUCUGGAUUGGUCUCAGAAAUAGGCUUUUAAUGAUGUAACUUGUUGCUCAGUGUCUGCCUUGCAAAUCACUAUGCUGUGGUAACUUGUCUAUAAAUAACAUACCUAGUGUACUAAUUGGUUUUUAAAAAGUAAUUUAUAAAAUAUGGACUUUUCUCUUUUAUUUAAACACCUGUUUGUCCUUGAGUUGUGUUCGUAGAACAAUUCUGUAUAUAUUUUGCAACAUGUGUUUUGUGUUCAGUUUGAUUGUACAUUUUGCACUGAUUUGAAAUUCUGUAUUCUAAGUAUUAUUUACAAGAUCCAGAGAUCUGUAACUAGAAUUUAUCUGUGAAAAAUACAACAUCUCUUCUA